CUGGGAGCGGCUUUGCUGCCUGCGCUGCGCCAGGCAGGGCGGGACGGGAGAGCGGCCGUCGGGACCGGAGCUCGGAGAGGAGAGGGGACGUGAGAGGGUCUGGGAUCCGGGGUCCAGGAUCUAGGAUCCAGGCAGGUUCGCAGGCGCUGCCGAGAAUGGACAUCAGGCCGAACCACACCAUCUACAUCAACAACAUCAAUGACAAGAUCAAGAAGGAAGAGCUGAAGAGGUCCCUGUACGCGUUAUUCUCACAGUUUGGUCAUGUGGUCGACAUUGUGGCUUUAAAGACCAUGAAGAUGAGAGGACAGGCAUUUGUUAUAUUUAAAGAACUUGGAUCAUCUACCAAUGCUUUGAGACAGCUGCAAGGGUUUCCAUUUUAUGGGAAACCAAUGCGUAUUCAAUAUGCAAAAACAGACUCUGAUAUCAUCUCUAAAAUGCGUGGGACUUUUGCUGAUAAGGAAAAAAGAAAGGAAAAGAAGAAAGCCAAAACUCUGGAGCAGUCAGCAAACACACCAAAUAAAAAGGUUAUUCAGGGAGCAACACAGAAUUCAGCCAAUGCCCCAGGGACUACACCACAUAAUCAGGUGCCUGAUAACCCACCAAACUAUAUCCUUUUCCUUAAUAAUUUACCUGAGGAAACAAAUGAGAUGAUGCUGUCCAUGCUAUUUAAUCAGUUUCCUGGAUUCAAAGAAGUGCGCUUGGUGCCAGGGCGCCAUGACAUUGCAUUCGUGGAGUUUGAAAAUGAGAAUCAAGCAGGGGCUGCUCGAGAUGCUCUCCAAGGAUUCAAGAUCACUCCAUCUCAUGCCAUGAAAAUCACUUAUGCGAAGAAAUAAUUAUAUGCUUCUAUGAAGGACUUCUGUGGAUAGGUGUUUGGUUUUUUUUAACACUGAUACUCUGGCCAGCUAGCAUGUUUGCUGUUCUCUGCAGAAAAUAUAAGACUGGGCUAGAAUUACUGCAGUGACUAGGGCACAUGCAGGUUUUCCACAGAUCACCUGCAUAGUAAAUUUUUCUGUUGAAAUACUGAUUUUUAUAAAAUAAAAUAUAAAUGUGCUGUUUUCAAGCUACGUUUUAUCCUCAAGUCUGUCUCAUUAUUGAUUAACCUUGCAGGGCUUAUUCAGUUGAAGAACUUUUAAGGUGAUCCUUAUUUCUCAGAAGUGAGUGCUAAAAAUAGCUGUCUUUACAGAGCAAAAAGUAUGAUGAGGAAUGCUGAAUGCCAGCAUAUUCAGAAUAAAUACAGCAUUCAACCUCAUUAUCAAGGAGACAGCUGUUUUUCACUUAGGAAAUACAGCUUAUCAUUAGUGGUUUUUUUUCCCAGGUAUAGUUGGAAAUUGAUUACAGUUUGGCAGUAAUGUGAUUCGACUUGGUUUUGUUUUGGUGGCUGGCAGGAGAAGCAAGUUCCAGAGGAAAUAUAAACGUUUCCGGGUUUUAGCCAGGCUUUUCCAAAAUACAUGUCCUAAUGCUUCUGGGUUUCUCAGGUUUGAUAUACUCUAUUUUUUCUCAUUUGUUAAAAACCUUAUAGUUUUGUGUGACAUGAAAUACACUGGAUGCAGUGAACUAAUCAGAUGUAGUAUUCUGAGUUGUAACUGUUGGGAAAAAAAAUCACUUUAAAAAGUUGUAGCAUUUUAUAGCUGCAACAUAAGACACUUUUUUUUGCACAAAGACCUGGAAAAUUGGGAGCUUCACCUGCUCCCAGAGUUUGAAAAUUAAGCCUCUUUCACAGUCAUCUCAAUUAUCGUCCUAUCUCCAUUUAUAUAUUUUUUCAUUCCUUUUGGUGAUUUCAUGUAUGUGCAUUUUCAUAAGUAUUCAAUACUUGCAAAUGAAAAUUAUUUCAAUGUGCCCAUAAGAGAAAAAAAUUAUAGUUAUUCAAUCAUAACCUUGGAUUUUUCCUCCUGCAGUCAUAAAUUUAUAGAUAGUAAUUAUACUGUCAUUUCAUCCCACUAGUUUGUGUGGCACAUGACUAGCAUUGCUUUUCACCUUUAUUCACUUAAAGGGUUUGAAACUGUCUGUGAAGGAAAUUGGACUCAGCCUAUGGGAGGUUGAAGGAAGGAGUAAUGGGCUGGAAGGCUAGAGGAGAAUAUGGUGAAGUCAACUGUGAUGGGAAGGUGAUGCUAGAAGUUGCGUGAUGCACUUUCUUUUAAAAGAGCGUGGGAUUUUUGAUGACAACUGGCAAAUUCUGUUGUUCUGUCUGGGAACUGAAAGCUGGUACAGCCAGCAGCUUUUCAGGCCUCCUCAUGAAUUGGGAAACACUGGAGUGCAAUUUGGAAAUUUCCAGACUUGCCCUUGGUUAUUUUUGAGUGCUAUUCCAGACCAACCUGCUUGUGCUUGGCUGCUGAUAGCUAUGUUGUUGUAAAGAGGACCUUUUAAGUCAGCCUGUGGCACUGUUUAGUGUCUUGGACCUGCAAAUCUUUAAGACAGUUCAGCUAGGUAAAGAAAAAUUAAAUAGUUGCUGUCCUGGCAUGACCUCUGUUUUACUCUGACUGCAUCUCCCUGUGCAAGGGAUCUUGCCUCUACAAGUAUGCAGUGCUUGAAUUCUUAGAUUUCAAAUUUUAAUUGCUGACUUGAAAAGCCUUUUUAAUGCUUUGCAGCUCCCUAAUAGUUUGUUUACAUUGCAUCCAUCUGCUAUUGUCCCAGUAGGCCUUUCUGUAAACAAGAACAGGGGAAUCUCUGCCACUGAGGGUUUUUGGUCCAGGGAAGAUUGUGCGUGUCAGUGAGCAGUUAUGAAAAUUAAGGACAGGAGGAUUAAGAAGGAUGUAAUUUCAUUUGCUUCUUACCAGGGUCUGACUUAAUUUUCAUUCUCAGGCUUUGCUUGAAGUGUGAUUAAGGCUAUGGACAACUCUAAGUGCGCUUAGUGUGUUUAAAUAAUACAAUUGCUGAUUAAUAUUAAGAAGGGGCAGCUGAUUUAUAUUUACUCAAAACUAAUGAAUGAAAAAGACUGGAGAAUUCUGGGCUGCAAGUAUAAGAGUUGAUUCUUAUGUAAAUGAACAAACUAGAAGUAGUUUGACACAUAUUGCUGUCAAGAAAUGUUUGCAAAUGCUGAACUAUUGUGGAGCUUAAAGCAGCAACUUAGUUUUAAAAGUAAAUGUUUAAACUGGUUAAGGAGACUUGAAAAGUUUUCAUAUUUCUCUUUUUUUUUUAAGAUGAAAUAUCUUCAAUAGCUAUAUGGUAAUUAUGAACUGAACCUUUACAGAAUGGCUGAACAGUUUAUUUCUGUGGCCAUUUAUGAAAAUGGUGGUGGAGAAAACUUUUAUCACAGGGGCCUUUAAAGCCUUAAAUUUAAGGGAAGCAAAUAUAAAGAUUAGCUAUGUUUACAAAAAAGAUCCAGAUAAACUAUAAGCAGUAUUCAUUUACUCAAAAAUGUAUGCCUAGAUCAGAACUUCUAUCAAUGAUUUGUUUCAUGUGCUAGCUGAUUGGAACCUAGGAAAUGUAAAACCAGAUUAAGAACACUACUGAUAACUCCUUUUGACUAGGUGAUAAACCAGCUGAAAGCAAGUGAGGAUUUUUUUAAGGUAUCUAAUUAUACACCUCCUUGCUUGAAGAUUUAUAGAAAGCAGUAUGAAGACCAUAUGGGGACAGUUGGCUAUUUCCCUAGCAGUUUAGUGUCAGAAAAACAUGUAUAUCGAGAAACCAAUAAGACUGUUCCUACCAGGGUAAAGAAUUUACAAAAGCCCAGCUGGCUUCAUAAUUAUGCUUGGCUGUGUAAUGCUAAUUUGCUGUAAAAUUAAAUCAUUUUUGUGGCAGUUGAUUGUAGCACAUCACAGAUGCUUAGGAAUCCAAUCUUUGGGCCUUUAUACAGGCAAAUAACCUCAAUAAACAGACAUUGUAAAUGUUGCAAUA
Molecule: messenger RNA, 3834 nt
Organism: Catharus ustulatus (Swainson's thrush)
Lineage: Eukaryota; Metazoa; Chordata; Aves; Passeriformes; Turdidae
Gene: SNRPB2
Product: small nuclear ribonucleoprotein polypeptide B2
Exons: 7
Coding region: 156-833 (225 amino acids)
Biological process (GO): mRNA splicing, via spliceosome
Cellular component (GO): U1 snRNP
Molecular function (GO): U1 snRNA binding
Source: RefSeq, a predicted model, not a curated record